This is a messenger RNA of Mytilus trossulus (common blue mussel), 999 nucleotides long. RefSeq names its product cell adhesion molecule DSCAM-like. The transcript is spliced from 8 exons. Gene Ontology annotation, molecular function: protein binding. NCBI's taxonomy places the organism in Eukaryota, Metazoa, Mollusca, Bivalvia, Mytilida, Mytilidae. The record is from RefSeq and is a predicted model, not a curated record. The coding region runs from base 1 to 999 and encodes 332 amino acids.
AUGAAUGUAAACAAAAGAAUGGAAACUCAGCCAGUGCUUUCCUCAGACACCAUUGACAGAGUCAAACAGUUUGGUGAAAUUAAUAAAGCAGUUGAUAUAUAUGUCAAUGUGUAUUGUGAUCCUAAAUUUACCAGUGUUGUAUGGACUCAUGAAGGAGUACCAAUAACAACACAAAAUAUAGCAAAAUAUGUAUCGUCAAGUUCACCUACUAUUGUUAUGCAUACGAUUCAUGGAAAGGAAAUACAAUUAGAUGGUUUCAAUGUAUCACUAACAAUAAAUGAAUUGAAAGCAGAGGACUUUGCUAAUUACACUGUAACACUGAGAAGUGGAUUUCCAGAUGUAAGGUUUACUAUUGUAUUGGAAUCUGCUAGCGUACCAGAAACUCCAGGUAAUUUUAGCACAGUAGCAUCAUCAGCUACAAGUAUAACUGUUCAAUGGGAUCCUCAUUCUGGAGGUGGAUAUAAACAAAUAUUUCACAUACAGUACAGAGUACAAGGAUCAUCAGAAUGGACCACAGUAUCAGCUGGUGAGGAAGAUAUAAAUGAACAAAGGAGACGUAGAACAUAUGAAGUAAAAACAUUACAGGAAGGAAAAGCCUACGAAAUGAGAAUGUAUGCUGAGAAUACAGCAAUGAAAAGAAGUAAUUUCACAGAGGUGUUGAUUUCCUAUACUCAAAGUUCAGAAUCAACGACAUCGAGUGCAGUUAUUGGUGCUGUAGUAGGAGUUGUUGUUACUUUAGUUAUUGUGUGCGCCUCCUUUAUAGUGAUACUGUUAAUCAAAAGGAACAAAGGGAAAGAUAAAAGAGAAAAAAAUGAUAAAUGUUAUGUAAACACCGGCUUCCAUAAUAUUCACAUUGGAGAUGCAUACGAAGAAAUGGAAAAUAAAUUUGAUGUUGAGCAUCCACAGUCUAGUAAAACAUACGAAACACUUGGUACCAAAGAAAAAAUAAGUGUUUAUGAUGAUUUAGAAAAUACCAAAGGUGUGUAUGGUAAACUUUAA